AUGCUCUCUUGGCAGACUCUUCUGCUUGGAGUUCUUGCUCAUGCUUUCCUGCCGUUGGCUUUGGAGCUGCGAGCUGGAAGAAGUUCCUACGAUGAGUUCCGGACGCAGUAUGGCCGCGGUGACGCAUUUGGUGACGAAUACGUCCUGCGGCAAGCGCUCUUCAACAAGCGUGUGUCCGCUGUGCAGCAGAUCAACAGCCAAGAGGGCAGCUGGAAGGCAGAGAUCAAUGAGUUUGCUGACUACACACCGGAGGAGUUUCGGUCUUUACUCGGCCAUCGACGUUCACAUCAAGGUAGCGCGGCCUUCUUGCAGUUGCGGUCGAGUGUAAUCCAAAGCAGGUUCCACACGCUUGGGUGGCCUAGCAUGACAGACUCGUGGCGGAGGAUGACGAGCUUGCUUCGGACCACACCCAGCUCGCAUCCUUCGGGCCUACCAGAGAGCGUUGACUGGCGGAGCCAGCUCAACUCCAGCAGCUUUGUGAAGCAGCAGGGCACCUGUGGAUCCUGCUGGGCCCUCGCAGCCGUUGGAGCUUUAGAGAUGCACGCAGAGAUCCACAGCAAGGAGCCGCCGCACGAGCUGUCUGUAGACCAGCUGUUGGAUUGCGUAGCGAAUCCACAGCACUGCGGCGGUCUUGGCGGCUGUGAUGGUGCAAACUCCGAGCUGGCCUUCGAGUAUGUGCAGCAGCAUGGGCUGUAUACCAGCAGCACUUACAGCGGGAAGAGCAAGGAGGGCUGCAGUGGCAGAGCAAAUCCUCCAUACGUGCGGCUGCAAGGCUUUGUUCGCCUCCCCACAAACAACUUAAACUCAAUGCUGCAAGCGGUAGCGACCAGAGGUCCGCUGGUGGUUGGGGUGGAUGCAUCCCGCUGGGACCUAUACGGGAAUGGAGUCUUCGAUGGCUGUGAUCGGGAUGCCACAAUCAAUCACGCUGUGGUCUUGGUAGGCUAUGGAAGCGACCGUCUGGGCAAGGACUAUUUCCUCAUUCGAAACUCCUGGGGCAAGGCCCGCUGA
This is a messenger RNA of Symbiodinium natans, 1008 nucleotides long. NCBI's taxonomy places the organism in Eukaryota, Dinophyceae, Suessiales, Symbiodiniaceae. The record is from the annotation of a GenBank genome assembly.